Messenger RNA from Saccharomyces cerevisiae S288C, 1245 nucleotides. It is a transcript of the gene LIP5, whose product is annotated as lipoate synthase. The transcript has a single exon. Gene Ontology annotation, biological process: lipoate biosynthetic process; protein lipoylation. Gene Ontology annotation, cellular component: mitochondrion. NCBI's taxonomy places the organism in Eukaryota, Fungi, Ascomycota, Saccharomycetes, Saccharomycetales, Saccharomycetaceae. Gene Ontology annotation, molecular function: lipoate synthase activity; iron-sulfur cluster binding; catalytic activity. Bases 1 to 1245 code for a protein of 414 amino acids. The record is from RefSeq and is marked reviewed.
AUGUAUAGACGAUCUGUUGGAGUACUAUUUGUUGGGAGAAAUACAAGAUGGAUUUCGUCCACUAUUAGGUGUGGAACGAGCGCAACUCGGCCAAUAAGAUCCAAUGCAUUGAAUACUGAUUCAGAUAACGCUAGCGUUAGGGUACCAGUUGGAAAUUCAACUGAGGUUGAAAAUGCAACCAGUCAGUUAACAGGGACUUCGGGAAAAAGACGCAAGGGGAACAGAAAAAGAAUUACAGAGUUCAAAGAUGCUCUUAAUUUGGGUCCAUCUUUUGCAGAUUUUGUUUCAGGUAAAGCUUCGAAAAUGAUCUUGGACCCUCUGGAGAAGGCAAGGCAAAAUACAGAGGAAGCUAAAAAACUACCUCGUUGGCUUAAGGUUCCUAUUCCUAAGGGUACCAAUUACCAUAAAUUGAAAGGCGACGUAAAAGAAUUAGGCCUGAGUACUGUUUGUGAGGAGGCAAGAUGUCCCAAUAUUGGUGAAUGUUGGGGAGGCAAAGAUAAAUCUAAGGCAACGGCAACAAUUAUGCUGCUUGGUGAUACUUGCACUCGUGGAUGUAGGUUUUGUUCUGUGAAGACCAAUAGAACGCCUAGUAAGCCGGACCCAAUGGAGCCCGAAAAUACUGCCGAAGCUAUCAAAAGAUGGGGGUUGGGUUAUGUUGUUUUAACUACCGUUGAUAGGGACGAUUUAGUCGAUGGUGGUGCUAAUCACCUGGCCGAGACGGUUCGCAAAAUCAAACAGAAGGCACCAAAUACUCUUGUAGAGACUCUUUCUGGUGAUUUCAGAGGUGAUUUGAAGAUGGUGGACAUUAUGGCACAAUGUGGGCUUGAUGUUUACGCACAUAAUUUGGAAACAGUUGAAUCACUAACACCACAUGUCAGAGACAGAAGAGCUACUUAUAGACAGUCUUUGAGUGUUUUAGAAAGGGCAAAAGCUACGGUUCCGUCACUGAUUACUAAAACAUCAAUAAUGCUGGGUCUAGGAGAAACUGAUGAGCAAAUUACUCAAACUUUGAAGGAUUUGCGCAAUAUUCAAUGUGAUGUUGUUACAUUUGGUCAAUAUAUGAGGCCAACCAAGAGACAUAUGAAAGUCGUAGAAUAUGUGAAACCCGAAAAGUUUGACUACUGGAAAGAGAGAGCUUUAGAGAUGGGAUUCUUGUAUUGUGCAUCUGGACCCCUAGUAAGAUCGUCAUAUAAGGCUGGUGAAGCAUUUAUUGAGAACGUUUUGAAGAAAAGAAACAUGAAAUAA